CUUACACUUGGUCAACUGAUUACUUGAACCUUAGUACCAUGCUAAGUGCCGGUCAAGAUCCUAGAGACAAAGAGCCACCAAUGAUUGACCACUCAGCAGAUCUUCUAGACAUUAUGCCAAUGGACUACAUAGAGACUCAGUCUACUACCAGUACCAUGUCUUAUGACUCAGUACCACCAACAACUGCUGAUGUACUCAUGUCCAACAUUGAAGCACUGACCAGUCUGCAAGAAGUCACAUCUUACCUGCAACACGUUAACGUCCAAAGCAACAACGCACACAUGCCGUACAAUGUACAUAGCCAAGUGAUGCCACCAGUGCCAACAAUUCAGCCACCUCCAGGUCUACCAGGUCUACCAGCACCAAGCGCAUUCUCGUCAGUUGUCAAAAGACCAAACGCACAAGAUCUCUGGCGUUCAACAUUAGUUCAGCCACCACCAGACUUUUCUGUGUACAACCCAUCUGGAAAGCUGCCAGAAACACACACUCAACAAACAGCCUUUGAUCCAGAGAAUGCUGAGAUCGAUGACUCCUACUGUGUCCUCUGUAAAAGAAACGGCGAGGUCCGUGAGUGGUACACUUCUCAUGUGUUGAAAGACAAUCGUGGUAAAGUAGCUUGUCCCAUCCUUAGGAAGUACACGUGUCCAACAUGUGGAGCUACCGGUGACAACGCGCACACUAUUCGCCAUUGCCCAAAGUCUAGCAACAAACAGAAGUCAUCUGCCAGUAGUAACAAAGGUUUCAGAGUGUAAAUAACUGUCUUUUAGAACUUUUAGUGCUUACCAGAUACUGUUUUAGUGCUUUGCUUUACAAUAGUAUGCUAGCUUCUACUGACAAUUUAACAUAGUAUAUAU
Molecule: messenger RNA, 854 nt
Organism: Mytilus trossulus (common blue mussel)
Lineage: Eukaryota; Metazoa; Mollusca; Bivalvia; Mytilida; Mytilidae
Exons: 1
Coding region: 39-752 (237 amino acids)
Biological process (GO): oogenesis; negative regulation of translation
Cellular component (GO): perinuclear region of cytoplasm
Molecular function (GO): zinc ion binding; mRNA binding
Source: RefSeq, a predicted model, not a curated record